This is a messenger RNA of Leptonychotes weddellii (Weddell seal), 609 nucleotides long. NCBI's taxonomy places the organism in Eukaryota, Metazoa, Chordata, Mammalia, Carnivora, Phocidae. The record is from RefSeq and is a predicted model, not a curated record.
CAGAUGACCUGUGUAGAAAAAGCAGGAACAGAUGAGAAAAUGCUUAUGAAGGUCUUUCGCUGUUUAGGAAGUUGGUUUAACCUAGGAGUUUUGGACAGUAACUUCAUGGCGAACAAUAAGUUACUAGCACUCCUUUUCGAGGUUUUGCAACAGGAUAAGACCUCAUCCAAUCUACAUGAAGCUGCUUCAGAUUGUGUGUGCUCAGCUCUCUAUGCCAUUGAGAAUGUGGAGACUAACUUGCCAUUAGCCAUGCAGCUUUUUCAAGGAGUCCUAACAUUGGAGACUGCUUAUCAUAUGGCUGUGGCACGUGAAGAUUUAGACAAAGUUCUGAAUUACUGCCGUAUUUUCACUGAACUAUGUGAAACUUUUCUUGAAAAAAUUGUUUGUACUCCAGGCCAAGGUCUUGGUGACCUACGAACUCUGGAACUGCUGCUUAUUUGUGCAGGACAUCCUCAAUAUGAGGUAGUAGAAAUUUCCUUUAACUUUUGGUACCGACUCGGGGAGCAUUUGUACAAAACUAAUGAUGAAGUUAUUCAUGGAAUCUUCAAAGCUUACAUUCAGAGGCUGCUUCAUGCCUUGGCUCGACACUGCCAGCUAGAACCAGACCAU